Molecule: messenger RNA, 1008 nt
Organism: Strongyloides ratti
Lineage: Eukaryota; Metazoa; Nematoda; Chromadorea; Rhabditida; Strongyloididae
Product: Nematode cuticle collagen, N-terminal domain and Collagen triple helix repeat-containing protein
Exons: 1
Coding region: 1-1008 (335 amino acids)
Cellular component (GO): cuticular extracellular matrix
Molecular function (GO): structural constituent of collagen and cuticulin-based cuticle
Source: RefSeq, a predicted model, not a curated record
AUGGAUAGUUUUUCAAAUAAAAUUUUCUAUUUUACUCUUGGACUUUCUAUACUAGCAUUUGGUGCUCUUAUUGUUGUUGUUCCUAUUAUUUUCAAUGAAGUUGCUUUUAUGGAAGAAACAUUGAAUAGUGAAAGAUCUAACUAUAGAGAGUUAGCCAAUGGAAUGUGGAGUGAUAUAAUAGAUCAGGGAAAAAAUCAUAAUUCUAUUAGAUUUAAAAGAGGAAGUUAUGCUACUGGACCAAAUGCAGUUCAAGGAUCUAUCAAGACAUCUGUUGGUAGUGGAACAAGUCUUAGCGGUGGUUCAGCUAAAUCUAGAAAAACAUGUCCACCUGGACCAAGAGGACCAAAAGGAACACCUGGAUUAAAUGGUUUAGAAGGUCUUCCAGGAAUUCCAGGUCCAGAAGGAAAAACUGGUGGUUCAGAAAACGAUUUUGAAAACUUACCUUGUGGACCAUGUCCACCAGGACCACCUGGUUUACCAGGAUAUAAAGGAAAACGUGGUCAAAGAGGAGACAAAGGACCUAAAGGUGAACAAGGACCACCAGGACAAGAUGGAUCAGCAGGAGAACAAGGACCAGAAGGAGAACCAGGUCUUCAAGGAGAUAUUGGACCAUCAGGAGAUACUGGAGCACCAGGUGAAGAUGCAAUUGGUGGAGCUAAAGGUAUUCCAGGAGAGCGUGGACCAUCAGGACCACUUGGAGAACAAGGAGAUGAAGGAUAUCCAGGUGAAAAAGGAGAUGAUGGUUCACCAGGUGAUAUGGGUCCAGUCGGAGAUGCCGGUCCACAAGGUCAACCAGGAAAAGAUGGUAUUGUUGGUCUUCCUGGUGUUCAAGGACCUGCUGGUCCUGAUGCUGAAUAUUGUAAAUGUCCAGAACGUAGUAAGGACAAAGCUUCAGCAAGUGUAGCAUCUGCUUCUCAAGGAGUAGCUCCACCAUCAAUUCCAUCAGGAAAAGGAGGAUAUCAACCAGCACCAUCUUCAAAUAGAUAUGAUGUUGGAAGAAAAGCUUAG